Loa loa (African eye worm) is the source of this 1404-nucleotide messenger RNA. Its product is annotated as histone acetyltransferase. The transcript has 9 exons. Gene Ontology annotation, molecular function: histone acetyltransferase activity. NCBI's taxonomy places the organism in Eukaryota, Metazoa, Nematoda, Chromadorea, Rhabditida, Onchocercidae. Gene Ontology annotation, biological process: regulation of DNA-templated transcription. Bases 1 to 1404 code for a protein of 467 amino acids. The record is from RefSeq and is a predicted model, not a curated record.
AUGGACUCAGUAGAAAGAUGGCCAGUGGAAAGUCUAGUCGAUGGAGCUAAGCUCGGUGUUCGCAUGACCGGAGAUUCGGAAUUCCGUGAAGCAGAAAUUUUAUCGAUACGUAUCAUGCCGGAACGAAAAUAUAAAUUUUAUGUUCAUUACAUUGACUGUAAUCGACGACUGGAUGAAUGGGUCGAUGACUCAGCAUUGGAUUUAACCAACGUUCGAUUUCCACAAAAAGGUGGUAAAGCUCCAAAAAUACAAGUUGAUACGGCUACCAGAAGUUAUACAGUUCGCAUACAUCGUCUCCAGACCGUGAGGUGCCUAAAAAAGGGCUCAACACGAAAGAGGAAAGUGGUUGGUGAUGCGUCGGAAGUUGUCAAAACAGAAGAAGCACCUGUGGUACCACGCCCAUUAUCACCAUUUCAAGCGGAUAUUAAAGCACCAACACAGCGUGGGUCGAUGUCAAUUAUUGGGCAUAGUGAGGAUGCGUUAACGCGGAUUCGAAACAUUGAAAUGGUUGAAUUGGGACGCUACCGUAUACAGCCGUGGUACUUCUCACCCUAUCCACAGGAACUUACCACACUUCCUUGCAUUUAUCUUUGCGAGUUUUGCUUAAAAUUUGUCAAAAGUUCCACGUGUCUUAAGCGACAUAUGAUGAAAUGUCAUUUAAAGCAUCCACCAGGCAAUGAAAUAUAUCGGUCUGAUAAAUUAUCUUUUUUCGAAAUUGAUGGAAGGAAGAAUAAAACUUACGCGCAAAAUCUCUGUUUAUUGGCAAAGCUCUUCCUGGAUCACAAGACUCUCUAUUAUGAUACCGAUCCUUUCCUCUUCUAUAUUUUAACUGAACAGGACGAUCGUGGUUUUCAUAUCGUUGGAUAUUUCUCAAAGGAAAAAGAAUCAGCAGAAGAAUAUAAUGUAGCAUGUAUAUUAGUUUUGCCUCCUUAUCAGAAAAAAGGUUAUGGAAGGCUUUUAAUUGAAUUCAGCUAUGAACUAUCAAAAUGUGAGGGAAAGACUGGAUCACCUGAGAAACCGCUUUCGGAUUUAGGAUUGCUGUCUUAUCGUAGUUUUUGGUCACAAAAAAUCAUUGAAAAGUUGGUGCAACAUCGAGAGAGAUGCGAUGAUGGUGAUCAGCUCUACUUAUCAGUUAAUGAUCUCAGUGAGGAAACAAGCAUCCGGAAAGAAGACAUCAUAUCAACAUUACAAGUAAAACAUUUUUUUUCACUGAUAUGGAUUUAUAACUAUACAUAUUUUGUUCAGCAGCUGAACCUGUACAAGUACUACAAAGGACAGUAUGUCAUCGUUUUAAGUAAUGAAUUGUUGGACGCAUACCGGAGAAGGCAAGAAAAGCGUCAAGUUCGAAUCGAUCCAUCGAAGCUUCAUUUUCAACCCAAAGACUGGUCACGACGAAAAAUUUAA